AUGGCCGAUUCUAAUAGAACUAUGAAGGAGCUUGCAGCUCCUGAUGAGGCUUUCAAGUAUUCGUGCAUCACUUAUCCAACUUUAGCAGGAGAUUUUGAGUUGAGAUCAGGGCUGAUUCAUUUACUUCCUAAAUUUCAAGGGUUAUCUGGAGAAGAUCCAAAUAGACAUUUGCAUGAAUUCCAUGUGGUAUGCUCAACCAUGAAGCCACAGGGAAUUUUAGAAGAAGAUAUCAAGCUAAGGGCUUUUCCAUUUUCAUUGACUGGAGUAGCAAAGGUUUGGCUAUAUUAUUUGCCACCAGGAUAUAUUACCUCUUGGAUUGAUAUGAAGAAGGCUUUCUUGGAGAAAUACUUUCCAGCAUCAAGGAUCGCUACUAUCAGGAAGAGUAUCUGUGGAAUUCAACAAGUGGUGGGAGAGACACUUUAUGAAUAUUGGGAGAGAUUCAAGAAGCUAUGUGCAAGUUGUCCUCAACAUCAAAUUAGUGAGCAGUUACUAGUUCAGUACUUCUAUGAAGGAUUAUUGCCUAUAGACCGAAGUAUGAUAGAUGCGGCAGCUGGAGGGGCUUUGGUGAAUAAAACUCCAGAACAAGUUAGAGAGCUCAUUUCUAAUAUGGCAGAGAAUUCUCAACAAUUUGGAAGUAGGGCUUUAACUACAAGAGGAGUUGGGGAGGUGCAAAUGUUUUCUAAUGAACAAAAGGAGAUAAGGAAUUCAUUGUUGGAGUUGACAUCUUUGGUGAAGCAAUUGGCAUUGAAUAAUGUUAAUCAAACUUCCACUUUGCCGAGCACACAAUUUCCAUAUCAAUCAACGGGAGUUUGUGUUAUUUGUUCUAGCCAAGAGCAUGAUUCGGAGUUAUGUCCUAACCUUCAUCAAGAUGAGUCUUUGACAGCAUUUUCUAGAGCUCAAUUUUCUCAAAAAUAUGAUCCUUAUUCUUCUACCUAUAAUCCUGGUUGGAGAGAUCAUCCAAAUCUUAAAUAUGGUUUCCAGCAGCCUGCAACUCAAUUCCAGCAGCAACAAACACUUCCAGCAUCUUCAAGACUGAGUUUAACUCACGGGAACUCUAGCAAUACCUCAAAUUCUGAUCCACAACAGGCUAGAUUGGAGGAAUUGAUGCAACAAAUCCUUCUUCAGCAACAAAAUCAGCAAAGGACAGAUUUGGCAAUACAGAAUAUAGAAAGGAGUGGGAGGAGAAUUUCAGAAUUUUCGAGUGAAGAGAAAGCUGCUGAAAACUUUUCAGAAUUACAGCGGUCUAAUUCCAGCAGUGAAAGAAUUCAAGAAGAUCAGAGUGUUCCAAAUUCAAGUUCCAUUCCAGCUUUGAUUGAUCCAUUGGACUUGGAGCAUUCACAAAGAGGUGGGAGUAUUAAUCCAGAAAAUUCCAACAGUUUUUAUCCGGCAAAAUUGCAAAAUUCUAGCAAAGCUGGAAAUUCAGGAAUUCAGAAUUCUAUUCAAGGAAAUUCAGAGCCCAACGUGUCAUUGCCUUUUCCUUUACGAAAAACUCAACCAAGGAAGAAUAUAGAAGAGGAAAGAGCUAAGGAAUUUCAAGAGCAUGUGAACUUAUUUAGCAAGGUUGAGGUAAAUGUUCCUUUGCUUACAAUGAUCAAGCAAAUUCCAAAAUAUGCAAGGUUUCUUAAGGAUCUCUGUGUGCAUAAGAAGAAGUUGAAGGGGAAUGAAUUGAUCAGCUUAGGAAAGAAUGUAUCUGCUCUUAUUCAACCAGUUCCCCAGAAAUACGAAGAUCCAGGAUUGUUUACAGUACCUUGUGAGAUUGGGAGUAGCCUUUUCAAGGAUGCUAUGUUGGAUUUAGGAGCUUCGAUUAAUGUGAUGCCAAAAUCGGUUUUUCAGACUUUAGGGAUUGGACCAUUGUUGCCUACAGGGGUUGUGAUUCAAUUAGCAGACCGCAGUCAGACUCACCCAGCUGGAGUUAUUGAAGAUGUAUUGGUAAAGGUGAGGGAACUUAUCUUUCCUGCAGAUUUUUACAUACUUGACAUGGAGGGGGACUGCUUGGCCAGUAGAUCUCCACUUAUUUUAGGGCGGCCAUUUUUAAAGACUGCAAGGACCAAGAUUGAUGUUCAUGCGGGUACACUUUCUAUGGAGAUAGGAGAUACGGUGGUUUAG
Molecule: messenger RNA, 2106 nt
Organism: Zingiber officinale
Lineage: Eukaryota; Viridiplantae; Streptophyta; Magnoliopsida; Zingiberales; Zingiberaceae
Exons: 3
Coding region: 1-2106 (701 amino acids)
Source: RefSeq, a predicted model, not a curated record